AAAAUAUCACCCUCCCCGAUUGCAUCCCAUUUCGCCACCACAAUGCGCAAAUUCGUCACAGUGUGCCAUGCUGUCCCAGAUCUCCAGGUUUCCAUUUGUCGUCUCUCGCUCGUCUUUCCCUUUUUCUUUAUUUCCUGUCGUGGGUCUGUUGCGGUGACACGAAUGUGGUUGCGCUCCCGCCAACACGAUUAACCCCGUUUCGAACAAGGACUCUUUCUAUACUAAUAGCCGGAUGGUAUCAAUCAAAACUUUGUGUUACAAAUAAAGAAAUGUCCAACAGCUAACCAUGGUGACCCACUGGGAAUCAAGCCGACGCCCCCUAUACAUCCGUACAAUAUGGAAAGAUGGCCAACACCACGUGAUCCUCGACAAAGCCAAAGAAAAAUCUAAUGAACAGUCUACAUCUAGACGAACCAAGCAAUCUUUAAGCAGCCCGAACAGUCACAGAACCACAAAAAGUGCCACCGCAGGCAGCAAUUUAAAAAUCUCAUCAGUUCGAGUUCUUCUUUCUGGCAUCAAAAGCUUUAAAAACAGUUGUAAAACUGGUAAAAUAAGAGAAAAAUCAGUUGAGCGGCCAAAAACCUGGGUCCAACCGGUUGUUGCCCGACAAAUUACAUGCAAAAACUUAAACAAAGAAGUAGCUUUUGAGCCUCGACCGACCCUAACUAAAUGUAACACUGUAGAAAAGGAUAUAAAUGAUUCUUUAGCAGAAAAGUGUUUGGACAAUGCUCUUAGCGAAAAAGUCUUGCUAUGGCUCGAUCUGGCAACUCAUACUUCUCAAACACCACCAAAAGACUAUACCGUAACAGCACAAGCUUGCAUACUCAAAGCGAAGGAGGCAAAAGAAAUGCAAGAACUAAUUGAGGAAUCUCGCAAUGACAAUGUUGCUUCCGAUCAUAUAAUCCUGGAGUCUUCUAUCCUGAAAAAUUGUUCUCCAAGGGAAGAAGAUCAAAGCAUAGUUGUUUAUAGCAGUCAGGAAUUAACUUUAAAUGAUUGUCAACAGAGUUUUUACCAUUUGGUUAAUCCAACGUUUGCUAAAACUGAGGAGGAGUAUUCUUAUCAAGAACAAGAAAAAGAAGAGACUGAGGAAAAAGAAAAAUCUUACACAGCGAAGAGGCAGUUGCAUAUUUUUAUGCCAAAUUUGCCCAAGAAGUCCAGUGAGUGUGAUAGUAGCCUUUUAAGUAGUAAAAUGUCCGGCAUAUAAAUAAAAAAAAAUAGUUUUUUU
This is a messenger RNA of Anthonomus grandis grandis, 1225 nucleotides long. RefSeq lists its product as uncharacterized. The coding region runs from base 287 to 1204 and encodes 305 amino acids. The record is from RefSeq and is a predicted model, not a curated record. The transcript is spliced from 2 exons. Lineage: Eukaryota; Metazoa; Arthropoda; Insecta; Coleoptera; Curculionidae.